GGUUCAUGUUUUCACCCGGGCCCAUGGGAGCGAAGCCACACCUGGAGCUGCAGCCAGUCCCCACUGCAAAGAUCUCUGUGGGUGACGCUGGAGACACAGGGGGUGAGCAUCCCCUUCAGAUGGCCGAGGCCCAGGAGAUGUCUUUUCUCCAGCGAGGUGCUACCAGGAUGCUCCAAGCAGGAGGUGACGUCCCCGGGGGGGGGGACAGGAGGAGAAGGGCUUAGACACGGAGGAGCUCUCCUGCGUGGAGCAUGCUUGGAGGAGGGGAGUGGGGAGGCUGCAGCUUGGCCUCCCCCUCCCCAGAGCACCCCUCUGACCACCCUUAGCCCAUGGGUGCCCCCCCGCCCCCCUCCCUCCCCUCCUCCCGCAACUCCAGCGCCGAGGAAGCCGAGCCGGAGGCAGUGCUGAGCCGGAUAUGCAGCGACUCCCCGCAUCCCUCCUUGGCAGAGCGCGGUGACACCGCGGCAGCCACCACGGAGAGGACACAGGAUCCCCCGCUGGGCCCGCCGUGCCCCUUCGAGGGGGUGGCCUGGACGCCGAGACCCCCCCAGGGCCCCCCGCAAGGCUGCUUCGCCUGCAUCGCCAAGCCCCCAGCUCUCCGGCAAGCUUCGCCCGUCCUGUCUCCCUCCUCCGCCGUUUAUCUCAUGGAGAGCAAGAGCUGCAAAGGGGACAGCCUGCGGCCGGCGGUCCCGUGCAAGCACUCGGUGGAGAAGAAGACCAUGACCAACCCCACCACUGUCAUCGAGAUCUACCCCGACACCACCGAGGUGAACGACUACUAUCUCUGGUCCAUCUUCAACUUCGUAUACCUCAACUUCUGCUGCCUCGGCUUCAUCGCCUUGGCCUAUUCCUUGAAAGUGCGAGAUAAGAAACUCCUCAAUGACUUAAAUGGAGCAGUUGAGGAUGCCAAGACAGCCCGGCUUUUUAACAUCACCAGCUCAGCCCUUGCCACCUUCUGCAUCAUCCUCAUCUUCAUCUUCCUGCGAUACCCCCUCACUGACUACUAGAGGGAGGCCAACAGCAGCAGUGGCCGCAGCCAAAAUGCCUCUACGCCAGAAGUGUCUGCAGUUGUUUCUUGUAGCAAGGACUCAAAAAAAGGAAGAAGGGAAAAGAAACCAAAACCACAACCAAUGCUCCACCUUGAGAGAAAGAGAGAGAGAGAGAGAGAGAGAAAGAAAGAAAGAAAGAAAGAAAGAAAGAAAGAAAGAAAGAAAGAAAGAAAGAAAGAAAGAAAGAAAGAAAGAAAGAAAGAAAGAAAGAAGGAAGGAAGGAAGGAAGGAAGGAAGGAAGGAAGGAAGGAAGG
Molecule: messenger RNA, 1303 nt
Organism: Pogoniulus pusillus (Red-fronted tinkerbird)
Lineage: Eukaryota; Metazoa; Chordata; Aves; Piciformes; Lybiidae
Gene: IFITM10
Product: interferon induced transmembrane protein 10
Exons: 3
Coding region: 330-1007 (225 amino acids)
Cellular component (GO): plasma membrane
Source: RefSeq, a predicted model, not a curated record